GUUCAUCCUAAGUUCCACUAUAAACAGGCUCAUGACUCGGGCACAGACACUUCUUGCGUGACUUUUUCCUAUGAUGGUAAUGUCCUUGCCUCUCGUGGAGGUGACGAUUCAUUAAAAUUAUGGGACAUCCGACAAUUUAACAAGCCACUUUUUUCAGCCUCGGGUCUUCCCACCAUGUUCCCAAUACUCUUUUCAGCUUUCUCCUUAAUUCCUCUGGAAUAUCAGAGUGUUGUUCGCUGCCUGUGGCAUCCAAAGCUGAACCAGAUCAUGGUUGGAACUGGAAAUGGAUUGGCUAAAGUCUAUUACGACCCCAACAAGAGUCAGAGGGGAGCAAAAUUAUGUGUGGUUAAAACCCAGCGGAAGGCAAAACAAGCUGAGACUCUAACUCAGGACUACAUCAUCACCCCUCAUGCCUUGCCUAUGUUCCGUGAGCCCCGCCAACGGAGUACAAGGAAACAGCUGGAGAAGGACAGACUGGAUCCCCUGAAGUCGCAUAAACCCGAACCUCCUGUAGCAGGCCCAGGUCGUGGUGGCCGAGUUGGAACCCACGGGGGCACUCUCUCUUCCUAUAUUGUGAAGAACAUUGCUUUGGACAAGACCGAUGACAGUAAUCCUCGGGAAGCCAUUUUGCGUCAUGCCAAAGCAGCAGAAGACAACCCAUAUUGGGUUUCUCCAGCAUAUUCCAAGACUCAGCCCAAAACCAUGUUUGCCCAAGUUGAAUCUGAUGAUGAGGAAGCAAAGAAUGAGCCAGAAUGGAAAAAACGUAAAAUUUGAAGAAUCUCAUUUGAAAGCUGUUUGCAUGAGUGGGAGGGAUAUGGGACAGGUUUGAGGUUUUUUUUUUUUUUUAUGCUCUUGAAAUUAAAAAUUCAUUUUUAUGAA
Molecule: messenger RNA, 879 nt
Organism: Mandrillus leucophaeus (drill)
Lineage: Eukaryota; Metazoa; Chordata; Mammalia; Primates; Cercopithecidae
Product: WD repeat-containing protein 70-like
Exons: 8
Biological process (GO): regulation of DNA double-strand break processing
Cellular component (GO): site of double-strand break; nucleus
Molecular function (GO): protein binding
Source: RefSeq, a predicted model, not a curated record